Penicillium soppii is the source of this 999-nucleotide messenger RNA. RefSeq lists its product as uncharacterized. The coding region runs from base 1 to 999 and encodes 332 amino acids. The record is from RefSeq and is a predicted model, not a curated record. NCBI's taxonomy places the organism in Eukaryota, Fungi, Ascomycota, Eurotiomycetes, Eurotiales, Aspergillaceae. The transcript has 2 exons.
AUGGGGGAUUCGAUGGAAGGGACGUUCAAUUCGUCCUUUGAGGCUAAGCAGCCCUUUCCACCGCUGCUGCCUGAAGAUAUCACCUCACCAGAUGAGCCCCAAGAAAGCUAUGAAGACGAGAAUGUUACCUCCCCCGGCUACGAGGAGAUCGAGGUGGAGGACGACGCAGAUUUCCAGUCGCAUUAUUCGCUAGAGCAUCAAUCAUUUUCAGACUCUGACUCCGAUGACUCUUCAGAGGGCAUUGAUCGACAACAUCCAUUUCGCCAAUCUUCCAGCUCGCUCCAUGGCCCCAAUGCGUUUGCGCCGCCGUUCUACAACCGUCCACCCACCCCUCUACCGCCCUCGCCCUCUCUCACUUCUCUCCUCCGACCCCCCUUCUCAACUACUACAUCGCGCCCAACUACACCAGACAGCUCUGAUGUAGAAACGCCCAAUGAUACCGAGGCGGCAGUCGCCAAGUCCGCUCGCCGCGCAACUACCGUUCCGCGCGCAAGUCCAAAGGUGCCGACAUACGAAUACUAUGGCUUCGUUCUAUACCUCGCCUCAUCAUUGGCUUUUUUGUUCUAUCUCCUAUGGUCCUACCUUCCGUCCCCAUUUCUCCAUCAGCUCGGCAUCUACUACUACCCAAACCGCUGGUGGUCGCUAGCUAUCCCCGCAUGGCUAGUCAUGUUACUUAUCUACAUAUACGUCGCGCUUGCGACGUACAACACGGGUUACCUCACAUUGCCCAUGCACAGUAUCGAGAAUAUUGUGGAUGAGGUCGCCAACGUAUCCGUGAUUGAUGGAAAGGCACGAAGACGGCCAGGCGGCGCGACCAAAAUGAAACCAGGCGCGACCUCCUACCAAAUCAUGGGCCCGCAAAAUCGCAAGGUCAAUUGGCGGGAGAUCUGGAGUGAGGGAACAGACGCGGUCAUGGAUGUGCCGGUUGGAGGCGUAUGUGAAGUUUUGUACGGCCAGAAUAGAGAAGAAGACUUUGAUGAUGUCGUGACCGGCCCAUAA